Messenger RNA from Pocillopora meandrina, 22695 nucleotides. The record is from the annotation of a GenBank genome assembly. NCBI's taxonomy places the organism in Eukaryota, Metazoa, Cnidaria, Anthozoa, Scleractinia, Pocilloporidae.
UGUUAGUUCUAUUUCACAGUUAGUGAUUACUCUGUCUUAGUAAACCUCUACUUCUUAUAGUUUGCUUCCCUUGAAGUCGUAUAUCGAAUGAUAUCAUGCGCUGCAAAGGUGUUAUGUGCAUCCACAUUAUAUUUGUAGCAGGUGAGUAUGAUAAACAUCGAGAUUCCUGUCGAUCAGAUCUCUUGCAGCCAUUUGUCCAUUCCAAGGGUCAAAGCGAGAGUGAAAGGGUGAAAUAUCCGCACAGCCCAUACCACAUUAUGCAUUCAGUUCUUGGAUACAAAAAACGACAAAAACAAUACAUGGCUAUCGGGAAAACAGAUUUGUUUAACAAUAGUAUUGGGCUUUGCGGAAAUUUUACUAUCGAAAGUUUUCAGACUCAGUCGAAGACGUAUAAUAAAUUGCGUCGUCAUCGAGGAUAUCGAAUUCGUUUGCGCUUUAGAAAUGUAAAGUUUGGUCGAAAUCGGUAAUUAGAACGAUGCUGACUUUUGGUCCUUGUACAAACGCAGAUUGUUAGUUCUUGUAUGCCGCAAAGAACAAGGGAGCAGUCGUUUCUUUCCAACAAGAUUUCCAUUGUGAGAAGAAGCAACUGUAUUUGUCAGAUAACAUGACCGAAAAAGGUAAAGUCUCCGCACAGCCCCAUACCACAUUAUGCAUUCAGUUUUUGGAUAGAGAAAACAACGACAAAAACAAUACAUGGAUAUUGGGAAAGCAGAUUUUUUUAACAAUAGUAUGGGGCUGUGCGGAAAUUUUACCUAAUAUUAAAUUGACGCAUGCCCUGCUUAAUUGAAGUUAACCUAUUCAUAUUUUCAUAUUCGACUGCUCUUUCUUCUUCGCUGCAUUGUUUUCAAUGAGUUAUAUUGCCUACACAAAUAUGCAUGACUGGGUUAUUUUAACAGUUCAUAACAAGGAGACUAAAGCAAAUGGAGCGAAUAAGGAUUAGCUUACGAAUAAUUGACUGAAAACCACAUUUAUGAAAUUUCAUAAGCAUGUUGUUUUCUGUCAGAGAACUUUUCGAACGCGCGGAUUUCUAAACCAGUUUCGCAGAAUUUCCCACUUGUGUUGCUGAGAAUUCCGCACGCGCUGGUUCGGUAAUCUUGGACUGUAUACUUUCUUUUGAUUCAGGCUUUAUUGACGACAAUUCAGCAUUGCACGUUCCGUUCUGCGAUCUAUCUACUUUAUUACAAUCUUAUCCUAGGGUUACAAAAAUGUUACAUUUAUUAGCUGAGGAAAUCCACACCCAGAUACGUAAUUCCGUGUGGGAUAUCAAGAUUCACUCACAUUUUACAACGAUUCGUGGGCACUAAUUUCCUUUUAAACAUGGUUUUUUUUCGACAAUCAUGCUGCUAAGUUCCUACGCGCUUAAACUCCCUGCAAAUGCCUAAUUUCAUACAUCACUGCUCGCAGAACUCAUUUGAUUACCCUAUGCCGCUCCCAAUUACAUGCUACUUCUAAUUAUAACGUUGAAUGUACUUUAACGAUAACGAAAUUACAACUCACUUAAUACACAAUUAAAUUCAUAAUAAAUCUAGGAAAUCAAUUUUUUCGUGGAAACAUUUCACAACGCCAAUCCAAAAGCGAGAGUAACAAAAGCCAACAAACACACUGGCAACCAAAAGAACCGAAUAAAAGCAGAGGCACAAAGAGAGAAGUAAGAGAAAAAAAGUAAAGUCAACAGCAACACACGGAAAAAAAAAAAAAAUACAAAAACAACAUGAAAAACAAUACCGAGAAAAACAUAACCAUGCUGAAGCAAAACGGUUAGACAAACCAUCAAAAGUAGGGAAAGGCAAAGCAAAACACCUUUAUCCCAGAAUUAUUUGACACGAUUGGAAUGUGCGAAUUUAUUUCAAAGUGUGAUAAACUGCAACUUAAAGCACGCUCACGCUCACGAGGUUGCUUUCUCCUUUUUAGCUAGUCAGCAUCACGAUCAAAAAUGUUUUUGGAGAAAUAGAGCAAAAUUUUUUUCGUCUUGUAACGAGCGUGGAACAAAGCGUGUUCCCAUGAGGAAUCAAACUUCAGGCCUUCGGAAUUCCUUUGAGUCACAGAGCCACCGAGAUCAUACGGUGAGCGAGGACUAUUACCAAGCCAUGACCUUCGUGGUCUUUUUUCUUUUGAUGUGUCCAGCGCGUUUCUCUUUUGCUGAAUUGUACUUUUUUCGGCCCUGAUCUCUGCUAAGUCCCCCCAAUUUAACUGAGUUCUCUAAAAUGUUUUCCCCACAGUGUUACUUAGACAGGCUGUUGGCCAAGAUAUCGGGAAAUGCAAUCUGACCACUUUCACGAAGGGAGGACAGCAAUGCCAGAGGACUCUGAUAUCAAACUUGAAAAACAACACCAGCUUGAAUUGCAGGUUUGGAGGUUUGAUUAUAGCUUCAGCGAAAAUGGCCUCUCUUUUAUUAUCAAUUUCAAUGUGUUUACCACUACAAGUCAUUUCCUUUAUGGUCGUGGAAUUUGGAAGCUGCAAAAUAAAACUUGAUCAGAAAAAAAAGAAAAUGUUAUUGGAAAAGCGUGUCACUAUCAAAAAUUAAAAACAUUUACUGAUUUAAUUCCUUUGUUUGAUGUUUUUGCUUGUUACGCUUGUUUUCUUGGCAGCUUUGAAUACGAAAAGCAAUCUAUCUGUUUGAAUGGUCAUGUCAGUAGUUGCGUGGAUGGUGUUCCGCUGUUAAACGCGUUUAAAGGUGAGAUAGUGAAGCUGCUUGAACUGUUAGUUUAUCACUGCGGAAAGCUGAGUUUUGAGGUGUCAAGAAUAAACCCCUUAAUCCUCGGUCAAGUCGAUUGCGAUGCAGGAAAACUGGAAGGGAUGGUUGGCUGCUGGGAUGAUUUCCGUACUACUUUUAACGCAAGCAGGAACGAUUCCUCAUUAUGCAGGUAGGUUACCACCGCAGAUAAAAAUUUCUAUGAUCAUCGACAAGUGAGCAUUACUGAAAAAAAAAAACUACUUUCUAUAGCCUUUUAUUUACUCUUGAAAGAUUGAUUAAUGGAUUGGUGGAUUAAUGGAUUGAUUGACUGACUUCUCAUUUUUUUAUUUUUUUGAUUGAUUACUUGAAUUAUUGAUUUAUUAAUUGAGUAGUCGGUUUGAUUAAGUGAUUGAUUGAUUGAGAAUUGGUUAAUUGAUUGAUUCAAUCAUUCAUUUACGAAUUAACCGGUCAAUUUGGUGUUUUGAUUGGUUGACUGAUUAAUUGAGUAAUUGACAUGACUAGUUGAUUAACUGAUUGAUUAACAGACUGAUUGAUGAUUGAUUAAAUGAUAUAUUAAUUCAUUCAUUUGCAAAAAAAUUGGUUAGUUGGUUCUUUUGAUUGAUUGACCAAUUAAUUGAGUACUUGACUUGACUAGUUGAUUAAUUGAUUUAUGAUUGACUUAUGAUUCAUUGAUUCAUUGUCUAAUUCAUUCACUGAUUGACUGAUUCCUUAGCGAGUCUGUAAAAUUGUGUUUCCAAUUGACUGCUAGGCCGCUCAUUGUGUAUCAUCACCUAUUUUUUCAAACAUAGUAAAUAUGCGGAAGGGAAACAAAAAUGCACCAACAUGGCAAGAGAAUCGUGUAAAGAUAUCUGCCAAUACAUCACCAAAGACGACUAUAAUCCAUUCUGUGCCGACGGAAUGGACCCUCCAACACAGACUACUUUGUUUGGUAAACAUUUUAUGCCGUUUAAAUUUUUUUCUUCCUCUCAAUAGUUUACUAUGACCACAUCCAACAAGAAAAAAGGUUCUCUUAUAUGAAAAGCUCAUACCAAUAAUGUGUCUUCCUUUCUGCAUUGGGGUCACGUCUUUACCAGUUUCAUAAUUGGCGUUUGGAUCCUUCGUUCGAUAUCAUUUAAACUGUUUAAUGAUGAAUAAAUUUUUUUAAAAAUUAAAAUUGCUGGUAGACGUUUCGUGCGAGUCAUCCACACUUGUUUCCAUAACAAAAUAUCAUCAAAUAAGUUGGUGUUCUUGUCCAACUUUGGUAACGUACAACUGAGUAUGCCGUCUCCAUUUUCUCUAUAUCAACAUUUUUUUUCCUGUUUUCAGACUGUAAUCCUCUCCCCCACCUCUGCCCAAAUAAUGUAGUUUACGAUAAUGCGAUGAGGUGUGAUACAGAGAGCUUUAAAGACUUUGCUUCCGGGAACAAUUGCAGGUAAGAGCGUCAGGACAGGUUCCUGUUACAACAAUACAACCAGGGCGAACGUGUACUAUAGUAAGUUUAGCGCCAGACGUAUGAUAUACUCUUACGCUAGUGAACUGCGAAACUCAUAAAUCAUGAUUUCAAAGCAUAGACUACCUUGGUAAAUGAAGUAAAGGAAAAGUAUUGCUACUGAAAAAGGGGCAGCACACCAUAACACCAGUGAUUGCGCAGUGGUUAGUACUUAGAUAAUCCAAAUGAUGACAGAAUCCAAUUUGGAUGUACGUUUGACUUAAAAUCAUGAAUACAAAAACUCCAUCUUCUUUACAAGGUGCAAAGUCAGAUCAUUAAUUUUCUUUGACCUGUAUAAUAUUACGGUACAGACGACCUUUGAAAGAGCUAUCUGGUAAUUGUAUACUUUCUAUACAGGAAUUACUAAUCGCUUAGUAAUUUUUUUACCCCUCAUUUAGUUUUUUUUUCAGUCUAGCAAUCUAAUCCUCUGCUAAUACGUGCACGACUGUUGACUAAGGCAAGCAAAGCAGUGUUACUUUCCGGGAUCAAAUACCCUGCCCCUGUAGUUUGUAGAAUGCAAUUAAAAGUUACUCACUAAAUAUAUUUACCUGUAGCACGGUCCUUUUGAAAAAUAAGAAUUGCUUGAGAGAGAAGUUGGUUACGCAGUGCUCUUCCAUGCGAGAUGAUAAAGUUUUUGAGGACAGUGUGAAGACUCUUCGAGCAACUCUGAUGGUGGAGCAGUUCUUUUGUGGCAAAGUGACUCUGGACAAGGCCGCACUUCAUGAAAGCGUUAAGACAGGUGAUUGUAAGCCGGCGUUUUUCACCGCUGCUGAGAAAUGUGCGGAGCCUUUCAGAAGCAUAUAUGAAAAUUCGGUGAAGAAAAAGUCCCAAGAAGUUUGCUCGUGAGUAUAUGAUACGCUGAAGUAUCGAUAUGGUUACACUUCAAUUUCAUUUGAUUUAUGUUCUUAUGCAACUGGGUACUCACAACAAGUGAGUCACGCUGUCUAGGGAAUGAAUCACUAUCUGCUGGGUUCCGGUGGAUAAUAGUUUGUUUUGUAGAAAUCUCGCAACAAGAUAGCGAUUAUCUGGCGAGUUUCGUCAGCCCUCAUAAGGUGAUGUCGGGGGCGGGUGAGGAGAAGAGUGUCUGUGAUGAACAGGCGUUCCUUUUAAAAGAAGAUUGGUAACACUUCAAAAUGGUGAAGAAACCGGGAUCAACCCCGGUAGCAUUUGUCCCCUUUCAAAGGUAUCUCCUUUCUGUUUAUUCUCGUGUCACCCCACCGAUAAUUCUUUCUUGGUUUGGUUACAACCAUCCAUUUGAUUUCUAAGUUGGGGGGAGAAAUGGGCUGGAUUUAUUUUAGAUUUUUCUUGAUAUCCCUCUGUAGUAACGGAAAUAUUUCUUCUACUUUUCAGCUCUUUUGCAGAUGCCAAGAAGUGUCUCAACAGAGCACACGAGGAAAGUUGUAAUUUUGACCAAAGCUCAUUAAAGGCGACCAUGUUUGGUGACGAUAACCCUUUUUGUGAAAAUGGUAAAGAUCCAUUAAGGAGUGGAGUGAAUGGUGGUCAAGGGACUAUACUAUUUCUGUUCAUUACCAGCAUCGCGUUUUUAGUUGGACCUUGAGAUCAAGAUUUCUCCCUAACCAGACACUUUAAAUUGUAUGAUGCACGCUAAUGGUAAUGGGAAAUGGUAGUGGGGAGAGCCAGACCUUAAGCACAAAUGUAACUAUUGUCAACUAAGGAAGCAAAUAAGAAAGCUAGCGAACAAAUCAAAACAAAACAAACGAACAAAUCAAAACAAAACAAACGGGUAAAUAAAAGAAGAGAAAAGUGUGAAAAAUAUUAGGACAAAAAACAAUGACGACAAAAAUAAUCGUUAAGAAACUUAUUUUCAUGGUCAAAAACUGCUUUACUAUUUCAGUUUCGUUUGUAUAUCGUUUGAUCUCUGGUUGUUUGAUUGUUUUCCUUUGACGCUCCAUGCAUAAUUUGUUUUCUGUUCUCGGUUCUUGUCGCAAAUCUCAGCCGGGAUAAUAUGUAUUUAUAUUCGCCCAUUUAAUACAAUCUUAAAUGAAACUCAAACUCUUUUUUUCAGUGAAAUAUAUCUUUUCAUCCUUAUUCUUUAGCGUUUAAAGGGUGAUCACUUCAAUCUUUCCUAGUAUUUUUAAUAAAGUCAGUUUGAUAGGCAAUAGCCUUCAAAGACACCACACAAACUCACGUUUUCUCAUUUCGUAUUUCUUAUCUUUGAAAGAACUGAUUUGGAUUUUUUUUUAUUCCCAUGCACUUUCUUUAAUGGAAUUCGUGGGCUCUCGUGAAGGUACUGGGCAGCCUGUGUUGUAAGCGAGAUCGGAGUUUGACACAUGACUGAUGAUAAACUAUGUAGACCACUAGAGUAGUUGAUUGAUUCACGGUUCAGUUACUGUGUUUAUCUCUAAAACAGAGUGCGUGAGUUCUGCUUUCCAUUGUAGCUGGAUAUUCAGUGUUACCGGGGAAAAAUGGCUCCUCAUUUGGGCGGAACAUCCCCGUAGAACGUACUGCAAAAACUUUUUAUCUAUUCCUAUGUAGUCCCUUUCUUAAUUUAUAAGGAUCGAAGUUUAGUCAUGGGUGACCUGUGUUGCUGAGCUUAGAUAUGACGUUAUUAAGUUUGACAAACGAUUGAUCAUUCACAAUGCGGUAAUGCCAGUUGAGUGCAUCACUGUUUGGUUGUUAUGUCCAUUGAUAAACAGGUCAAGAGCAUCUAAAGCAAAAUGUUUACUAAAACAUUCUAGAACAGUCUUUCGAAAAACGUUGGUUCAUUGUGGCACCUUGCCAACUCUUCAUAAAAUACACUAAUACACCAUGGUGUCAGUUAAAAUUAUUUCUGCUAGUCAGUCCUGGGAAACUAUAGAUAAACGACGUAUGUGGAAGGACGGCGCUGAUUGCGCUGGGAAAUUGACGUAACAAGGAGUGUCUACUGUUAGAAAUCUGCCUCGACUUCAAACCCGUCCAACCGGAACACAUAUCCAAGCAGAAAUGUGAUAUAAAUUAGGUAUUCCUGUUGAUAAACCUGACUGAAAAUCAUUUAAGAUACUUAGUUUCUGAGACCUCGUGCAAACUUUUACCCUGAAUUUGCUUCCAAUAAUGGACAUCUGACUGGGACAACUGAGAAACACGUAAUCGUACAGCUUCUAGAACGACCCCUGCAGAUAUUAUGGAAAUUAUUUGUGUUCCCUCUUUGAAAUUAAUGCUGUUAUUUUCUAAACAAUUAUGCAUACAUUACUUAUCACCAAAUGACGUUGUAAGCAUAUUUCAGAAUAUUUUUAAUUACUUUCGAACGUGAGGGAGUUUAAGUUCCUGAGUAGUUUCAAAAUUUGUAGACCCAAAUUUCCAAGAGGAUGAAUGACCCUUUCAAAGGAACUUCUUUCGUGUUUAUAAUGGCAGGUGGGUACAUUAUUUCACAGAUAUUUUGAGUAAGCUUCAAAGAAAGUCCCUAGCAAGCCAAGUGAAAUACAAACUAUGGCAGAAUGUAGUUAUCUCAUGUUAGAAAGUUUUUGUAAUUACGAAGAAAGCUGUUUAUCUUUAUUAUAAUCGUGCCAAGUUGAUAAAAUUAGGGUCUACUUGCAGUUUUAUCAUCGGUCGAAGGAGUGCGUGGUAAUUCGAUUAAAGUUGCAUUGAUGAAAGUCUUUCGCUUUCAAGCGAUUCUAAGAAAAAAACAUUUCAGCCAAUAGUUUUAUAUGAUAACCCUAUCUUGGAAUCAUGCUGCUACAGAUAAUACCUGUGUUCGAUUUAAAGCUAAAGAGAUCACUCUGAAACACUACUCGCGUGCUUGAAGCGUCAACAUCUGCAUACUGGGGCUACAUGACCGAUAAACACGCGAGUUGAAAAAUCUAGAUCGAUCAAUCACCUGCGCAAGCAUAUCACGAUAUCCAUAUUUCUUCCAGGUCCUUUUUGGGAUUGGAUUAGAAUGUUAGAUUGAAAUAAGAGUUGGGCAAAUUCUCCGUCAAACGCUUCGCUUAAAUCAAAAGUCAUUCUGCAUAUUGUUAACACGACAAAAACGUCUUUACGACGUUUACCUGUUGCCAAAUGGACCUGAAAGUGUUAUCAUUGAAAAAAAUUAGACCACUAACUUGACUUAGUGCUCCAGCUACAUAAAAUUGCGAGUUCAGAAUCAUCCAGUAGCUUGCGUAAUCAUCCUUGUUCUAUGAUUUCCUUAUGAUUUCCUUAAAUUUAUCUUAAAGAAAUAUAUUUAAAAAUUAUCCACCGAAGGCUAAAAUUGUUGAAUAAUUCCCAAAACAAGAUCGUUGGAUUAUUUAACAAUGUUCACUGAGCCUGUUGUUCGCUUGUUUGAUUUGUUUUUGUAGGUUUGUCUUUAUCUUGCUCAAGGCGUCCAAAAGGAAAUUUUUCAAUAACACCUUUACCUUAACGAAUUGAUUUCACCCAGAGAUGAAAAAAAGCUCCAUAUUAUCGUUCGGAUCGUCCGAGCUGUCUGACACAUUCCAGAAUAAUUGUAACGGAAACCAAAAUGAAUGAUUACUAACGACCUAUUCGACUGCGGCGAUCGUGACUCGAUUAAAUUUGAGUUAAUGCCGAUCGUCGCUGCUGUCAACAAUCUUCUGGACAGAGUUUCUUUGUUAUCAUACCGAUAUCGUCUCGUUAUUGUUUUCGGAGACAACGGGGACGAUAUACCGCUGAUCUUUGAUUAAUUGAUUAGAACUUACCUUAUAUUUUUUCACUUUUAGUUCUACAGAUUCAAACAGAAGGCGUGAACAUCGGAAAAUGUUCUUUAGGAAGUUUUACUAAUGGAGGGCUAGCCUGUCAACGGGCAAUGAUGAUAGAACUGAAGCAGAAGCCCUUUAUGUCUUGCAGGUGAGAUCCACUUUAAUGCAAAAAUUUUAAUCAGGCACUGAUUGUUUACUCUUUUAUUGCGGUUUUGCCUCUACAGUUUUUACGUAGCUGUCUCCAUGUGCGACGAAUUACGGAUUUUUCUCUUUUUCCUCGUUUUUAAACCAGUGGUACAGUUAAGAAGUGUCUUCUCUAGCACAAUUUCCCACUUGAAUCAUAUUAUUAGCCCUUCCUGAGCCAGGUUUAAAGAACGUGUGUGGCAAAGGUACCUAUAGAUCUCAUUUGUUACGCUAAAUGACGUAUUUCAUUAUUUUGUUCCUUAGCCUUGGCCGCAGUGAACUGCAAAUAUGCCUUCGUAAACACGUGGAUCGUUGCGUAAAAGACGACAGUGUUCUGAAAGACAUGGCGGAUCAAAUCACCGAUUUCAUGCUCUUGUAUGCGUACAAUUGUGGGGACGAAGAAGUCAAUACCGGUAAUAUUGGCCCAUUCUUGUGGCUCAUCACCAAAUGCGCACCAGAACGUCUGAAGAAAGCUUACGAGUGCUGGAGAGAAUUCCAUUCUGUGUUAAGUCAAUCAAGGAAUAACGUUACUAAUGCAUGCAGGUAAGUAGGAUUGUCACCGUAGACUGCAACUGAGUUUACCCCUACCACCUCAGCAAGAUCGCCCCCCUUAGGGAUAACAAGUUUGAGCACACCUAAACCAAUUCACUACAAUAUCUUUAAAAGAAAUAACGAUUUCCAUAGCGAAAGAAUAAGGUUUGCCGUAUUCAUACGAAAUGAAAGAGUCAGGGACGAACUGGCAAAGGUGGGAGGCGAACUCUCUUCACUUCAUGCGGCGAACUUGCAAAAUUGGUAAGGGGCGAACUUGCAAUGGGGUGAAACCUCCAUAAACCUCCGAAACCUUGGUCUCAGAGUCGAUUCGUUUAACUCCGGACCUAGAGAACCUUCCGCGACCGCGCCACCCAGCUGAUCAAACCUAAAUGAUCAGAAAUCAGCAAAGCAAUGAGAAAGAUUGAAGAUAUGUUUAGAAUCUCCUCGUUUACUCAUGCAGCCUAUCAUAGCAAGCAAGGAGAUUCCCAACCUCAAUGAUUAAGGGGUGUGAGUCUAACCCCAUACUAGUGAGAAGGUUUGCUAGCGCUUUCCAAACCUGAUACAUGAUAUGAUAAUAUAUAUUAUCGAAAAAGGAUCUUCUCAAAAAGGUCGAACGUAACUACAACAAACUACACUCAUUACCAAGCUACCACCUACUAUAACCUCAAUGUCUAAUCUUUGAAGACCCUACGCCAAAGCGAAAGAGGACUGCAAUACGGCGGCUAGAGCAGCGUGUGAAGGACUCUGCGAUUACUUGAAAAUAGAUGAUUACAACCCCUUCUGUGCUCCCAAUUUCAAAGACCCGGUGAGCGGCACCAACCAGUCAGGUAAGUCUCACAGGAUGAAAUGACUAAAUUAAGUUUCCUUAAAGGUAACUUAAAGGUUAACAUUAGAAGUAUUUAAGACAUCUUUAGGUGACAUACGAAAGUUCUGAAAUGAAUCUUUAAUUGAACUUUCAGAAGUCAAUUAAAGUCUCCUUAUGAACCAUUUCAUGAACACUUUAGGAUCACAUGAAAGUAAACCUAAAUAACCAUUUAAUUGACUUUAAGAAUCCUCCUAAUUCUCGUAAACUCGUCUUUAAUUGCCAAAACUUCUACUUGUAAAGGCAACUUAAAGGUUUCUUUAAUCUUUUGUUUCCCUUUAAGUACUACUUAAAGUUGCAGGUUUUGUUGUAAUUCAUCUUUAGUUGUACUUUCAGGUCCUCUUAAAUUUCAAGUUUUGUUAAAAUUCAUCAUUUAGUGACCUUUAAGUGCCUCUAAAAGCUGUAGGUUUCACCUUAAAUUGACUUUUGAUUUGCUUAAUCACACCCAUAUUUAUAUCAUCAUAACUUAUAAUAUUUUGGGAAACUUCUAAAUUGUUAGAAAGAGACAUCACACAUACAAGCAAUUACAGAAUGUUUGAAAUUGCAGUGAUGAAAUAGUUUCGUUCAAAACUCACUUCCUCCCCUGAGAUAGAGUAAACCCACAAAAAGCUGAGGAUAUCUCAUUUGAGGCACAUACAUAAUUAAAAAAGAGACAUCAAAAUGUUUGAAUUACUAAUUUUCAUACUUUAUUAAGAUUGUUUCUCUUUCAUUAAUGUAUAAUUCAUAUAAUCUCAGUCAUCUAUAUAGAAUAGAAUAGAAUCUUUAUCACUAUAAAAAUAUAAGAACUACAGACUAUAACUAGCUGUAGCAACACACUACACAAAAAGCUAUUAAUUCACAAAUUUCACUCUCAAAUCCAGCCACUAAGAAAUGCAAUUUGAACUGAUACUAACAAUAAAAAAUAAGUUCAACCUAUCAAUCUAAAAAAUCAGUAUAUUUUUCUAAAUCAAUUUAAAUUUGCGAUAGCUAUCAAUUAUUUGCCAACCUGUACAUCAAUAUGGAAAAAAGUAUCUCAUAUGGAGGAAAUUAAGUAUAAAAUUGAAGAAUUCACAAUUACUUACUUUAGAUAAUGAGACCAUUAAAAUUGCUAAUUAACAUAUUCAAUGAAAAAGAAGUCUCACGCAGGCAUGUUAAAAGACCUUCAUUCUAGACAUGGCUGAUUAAUACUUUAUGAUCUGGAUAUAUUAUACAUUUUUAAAUUGAUAAAACAAUUUUUUUUACUGCCUUGUUGCCCACCCCGGAAAAUUUUCAGUUGGUGGGCAUCUCAGAGAAGGUUGCCCAUCAACUCUGGGUAGUAUUCUCUCCUUAGCUCUUGAAGUGAGUUUUUUCUUAUAGGCCUUAUCAAGUUUUUUUUAAAUUUUUUCAUUCUUCUACUCUCCCAUUGAAGGCGAUGGACAGAGUAUUUUGUUAAUUUUGAGUUAUUUAUAUCAUUAUCCUCGUAACAGCUUUCUUCACUGCUCAUCGCCUCCAUCACAAGAACCUCCGCCACUCUCCCCUUUUCAUGCUGGUCAGCCCAGUUGACCAGCUCCAGGGCUGUAGUUCGUCUCAUUAACUUCUGAAAAAACAAAAAUAUACAACAAGCAUGAGAGGGGUAUUAUAAGACCUCAAAUGGAAAAUAUGAUCCAAAUUACUAAUUUCUCUUGAUGUGCAUGUGCACACAGUGUAAGAAUGGAAUUCUUAAGCAUGUUAUACUAUAGAGUCUCCUUGUCCUUUAUUUUUCAUCAAAUGGUCCAUACAAGCUAUCAUUGAUCUCAAAUCACAUCUUGAUAUUUUUCAUUCUUUUCCUCAACUACAGAUCCAUCUUUAAAAUAAUAUUAUACAAUUACCAAAUUUACUUUACAAAGAUUUUCUUUGUAAGGGAGGCUCUAGAUACAGACCAGAAUACAUAAUUCAUUUAACAAUUGCUCUCAUAGGCACAAAACAAUUUUGACAGGACACAGUCCCUUAAAAGUGUCUAUAUGCAAAGCCAUCCAAUUUUGAAGUGGCAAAAAAAAUGCAUUCAGUGGGAAACAUCUUCCCUCCUAUUGAUCAAUGUACUCAAUGGUGCACUGGUAACACUGAACAUCUGUCAGACCCUGUCGUUUGUGAACAGCAGGGUAUAUGAAAAGUAAAAUGUUAAAAUAGUAUCCCAAUAAAUACCUCUCUUUGGCGACCACUCUUUCUUGUUUUUUGUUUAUGUGCCUCAUAGCGAUUACUGCUCUUCAGCUUAUGUGUUUCUAGGCACGUUUUAAAAUAUCUUUGUAAAGCAGCUGUUCAAAGAAAUAAUUAUCAAAAUGCCAUGAGAAGUUGAUUAUAAAAAGAUUCCCAUAUAAAUAAAUGACAAUGUUCAAAUUUAUAAUCAUUUAUGGCUGGCCGCAUAGGAAUAUUUGCCAAGUUAUAUAAAUUUGCAGUAUGUCCUUGGUGAUUCAUUGCUAAGGUGUGAAGUAAGCUUUGUUGAGGAUUUACACUGAACUUAAUGUUUCAGAGACAAGAAAUUAACCUGAAAGUUCUAGUUUGCAACAUUUUAAAUUUCUGCAACAUUUGAGAAAGUUAUUAUGCAAAUUGGGAAAAAAUUAAAAAUAUACCCUUCCUCUUGUCCUAAAUUUGAAACAUAUAAUGAGGGUGCUCAUUAGAAGUUGCAUGAUAUCUAACUGUGUUACUGAAUGCUAGUUCUAUGAUGAAAUUUUUGUUGAGGGAAAAGUGGUUAAAGACACUAACUGAUGGUACAGACUAAAAGCAGGGGUAUCUUUAAGGACUGGGCUAUAGACAAAUUGACCAAUUGUGAGCACGAUUUUGUCUGGAUGUUUUUAAGCCAAGGCCUUCAGUGAAACUCAACUUGUUAUAAAAGAGAUAUACAUCAAUACGCUUAAGUGCCAAAUUCUUAUGCCCACCUGCAAAAAAAUCAUAAUGACACCCCAAUGAAAGUGAAAUGCAUGUGCUAUGAUUAUUGAUAGCUACCUUCAAUGAUAUCCUUUGUCCAGGGACACUUUUCAGGUCCUCCCUGUUGAUGUACAACCUGCUCUACUGUGCGCUCAAAAAUUCCAUAGUUGUUAUCAGAAUUUACUCUGAGACAAGAACAAACACCGUGAUUAAGCCAAGUAUUCUGUUUUAACAGUAUUAACACUUAGACAAAAGCAACAACAAUAAGGUAUUCACAUGCUUAGACUCUGAUUUCACGGUUUAAUCAAUAUAAAGUAAAAUAUCUUUGAAUAUAAUAACAUGUUACUCACUCUUCGUCAAGAUAAAUUCCACCAAAGUCGUCUUUUUUUAAAAGAAGUCUAUAUAUCCUUCUCACGGCUCUCUAAAAGAUUGAAAUAAUUUCAACAAUCAAUUUGUCACCUUUCCCCUAUUUCUACUUCCACGCUUUUUACACAAGUACAAUUAACCUUACCCAUCUGUGUGAUUAAAACAGGGAAAGUCAAAAGGGUUCAAGAGAAAAGAUAAUAACAUGAAUUUUCGUACUGGAUUAUUCUCGUUGAAAGAACAGGGAGGAAAAAACCUUUCUGGUAGACCUGUUUAUGGUAAAGGUUAUUAUCAAGUAAAUGUAACCACACAUAAUUAUGCCAAAUGAUUACCGCCUAAAUAAUUGAGUUAUGCAUAUAAUUUGCGCACCAAACACGUACUCAACAUAAAAGCAAAUCUUCCACGAAACAGAACUGAAUUCAGCAAAUCAUGAACAUAUAUCACAUUAUUUAUGCUCAUCAGUUACGUUUUUCUACUCACUCGACAAGCUGGUGGAACUACUAUCGUCCUUCGCUUCUGUCUAUUUUGGCGCCGACGGACUUUGGCUCCAUUAUCACCAGUUUCAAGACGGUUCUCAAUCCGCUGAAGAGCCUCUAAGUUUGAUUUGUUGCUGCGCUCUUGCUGCUGCCGCAGCUUUUCAUUUUCGCUCGCCAGAGCCCGGUUGCUGCGGAUCAAUUCCUCCAGCAGUACGAUGCAUUCUUCGGACAUGUUACUAUUUCUAAUUGCCGCUGGAACCGCAUUAUCAUCUUGAUUUUGUCCGCGAUCGUUUACUCGUCUUUCUGCCAUUUCCUUCGCUUACUUUCCCUAACCCUGAAUUAACUGUAAAAUAACCAGACAACAAUCGCUUCGUUCGGAUGCUUUGUUAACAGAGUCGUCAACGGAAUUGAGAUUCAAAAAAGCGCGCGAUUAUCCUAUACCAAACCUGGAAGGACCUCCUGUUGAUAUUGUGCCUCGUUGUGAUAUACACUGUACCGAGUGUACUGGGCCUAGCUAACGCUGGCGAGUACGAAAGAAGACUCAAGUGUAAUUGGAAGCAAGGAAACACGGAGGCCUUUUGUGGCGGGAAAACUUCUACUACACGUUCGAUCUUCACUUGUUCAAGCAAACAGCUUUGUACCGAUACCUAAAUUUCAUCAAGGUGAGUUGUUCAUAUAUCUGAAAAUCUAGCCGAAUGAAGGUAAAGGAUAUCUUGUAACAAAGGAAAUUUAUCUAAGCGGCAAGUCACGGCAUCGACGUUAAUUAAUUCGAUGAUAUUUCUUGUGCAAGAAAGUGAUUUUGUUGUGUAAUGAUAUGUGAUCGACGCUUUAUACAAUUGUGAAUUGUUGUCUUUUAAGUGUGAUUAGAACAAUUACGAUAGUAAGCUUGUGAUAAAAAAAGCUUGUAUGUAUGGCAUGCAAACAGAACUCAGUCGAGGACAAAUAAGUAGGGGCAGGGGUGGGAGGUAAUGGACUUUUUUGAAAUAGCGGGUUACUUUUCAACAGUGGAGGAUAUAUACAUUUCUAUUUUGACUAGAAAGGAAUGAAUAACAAGAUAAGCUCAAUUUAAUACAGUCAAAUCAAUAACAAUACAACCAAUACUGUAGAAUUUUUGUUUAGUGGGAGGAGAGAGGAGUGGGCUUAUUAGGGUAAAGACAUUUUAGUCAGGAGGCCUUGAUAGAUAUGGGGUACCUAAAGAGCAGUUGUGGCAUUGAGCUUGCAUGAAUACUGGAGUAUGGUCAUUAAAAACCUCAUGUCAGUGCCAUUUAAGGAAUGUAAGCUUCAUUCCUUGAUUGUAUUUUGAAUUUAAAACUUUUAAGUAAUCAUACAUGAUACUUGUUAAGAACAUAAACAUCAAGGACACUUUUGAAAGUUUGGCAAAAGGAAAAAUUUGCAUUGCAAUUAGGGAUUAAAGUAUGUCCUAAUUCUUAACUGAUUGUCAUCUCCCUUAUAAUAGCUGGUCUGGUUGACUAUUUUUUAGGUUGUGAUGAGUAAUAUCAAUCAAAUAUGCUGAAUCUGCCUGGUGUUGCAAAAUGGUGACUAGUUUCAGAGUUUCAGGCAACAUUGUUUUGGGGGGUGGGACUUGCAAGAAACUUAUUAAGGAGUUUAUUUCAAGAUUUACUUUUUAGUUUGUUAAGUGUAAGGUUGUCAACCACCAAGUAAGGGGAGAGCAGGGUGCUAAGUACUUUGGCCAUGAGUUGUAGCUUCUUGAAUGUCAGGUUUUUUCAAAAUUGUGGAAAUUCCACACAAGUUGCAGAUUACAAGUGAGAGGUUUUUAGUCAUCUUAAUGCUCCUGGAUCAUUGUGAGUGACCACAUUAUUUUUUACUAAGCAUUUUUGGCUUUCUGAUAAACAUUUACUCGUCCAAGGUAAAAUAAGAUAUGCUUAAGGAUAUAUAAAGAAUAUAGAGUAUCAAUGCUUGGUUCAGGCUCCAGAGACAAGUGUCAAAAAAAAUUUUUGACAAAUUAUACAUAAGUAGACAAGACAGGCUUUACACACAAUUUUCAUGUAUUUGAAUGUAUGGCUUCUAAACUGAAAGUAGGUUUGAGUAUGUCAGGUUUUUAAAAAUGUGGAAUCUUUCUGCAAGGUUUGGGUUGUGAGUGACAGAGUUUUAGUCAGAUCUUAAUGCUCCUGGAUCAUUACAAGUGACCACAUUUCUGUUACAUUUACAUUUUUUAACUUUGUGAUAUUGUUGUUUCCUUUGAAAGUGGGUAUAGACAUGACAAAAUCUUCCAAUAACAUAGGCUCUCAUCACUUGGUACAGUCCCAAACUGAACAACUGUUCAUAUGUAGACUAGUCAGUUGUUACCACAAUUUUCUUGUGCUACAAUUGUUUCAGUUGAAAGUAGGUUUCAGCCUGUCAGGUCUUUUUCAAAAUAUGUAAUCUUAAUGCAUGGUACAGCUUACAAGUGACUGCUUUUUGGUCACUGGGCGAAACCAACUGUUUUGUACAUGUAUUUUUGUGCUGGCUUUUCUUCCCUCUGCAUUUAUUUCAUUACCCAAAAUAAGGGAGGGGGCCCUCCCCUAGAUCUGCCACUGGGUUAUAAGCACACGUCAUUUACUUCAAGCACUCUUCUUUUUCAGCUUGAGGAUCAUGUUUCAGAAGAAGACAUUUCACUUCCAAUGGACAAGUUGGAUCACAGAGAGCUAAUGGUAUCUUGUGUAGGAUAGUGAAAGAAAAACAUUAGAAUUUGAGUCCCUUGUGAGGAUUCAAACCUCAUGCAGUCAGCCCAGAGAAGGCAAUCCCAGCUGGGUGGAGAGUUUUGUGCGCUCCUCUCAGUGCUUGUUUAUUUUUGCGUCCCGAGGAGAGGUGCAGUGCAGAUUGCCCAUACUUCGGUCUUACCCUUUGGUACCUCGGCAAUGAUAUGCUCGUAUCGUUUUUAUUUUUAUGCUUUAUGGUUCCUACUUUUUUUUUUAUUUGAUACAUGCACUGAGCCGUUAAAUAGGUCUCAAACCUGGAGGCCAGACCCAUUUCGGUUGUCGGCUGUAACCACCAGAGGAUUGUGUCUGUAUUCGAGCAGGGAUUUAGUUUUCUCUUUUCUCUGGCACACUUGACAUUCAAAGUCAAAGGAAUGCAAAACAACUAUAGCCAAGUUGGAGAGUAUCUGCUUCUUAACUGAACAACAUCAAAAAAUUAUGGCAUUAGCAGAACUGAAUGGUGACUGAAGCUUUCAGAGCUUAAUUGAGAGGGGCCAUAAGAAGUAACUGUCUUUGUUAUAUCAGUCAAAAAUCAGUUAUCUCUCAUACAUACUGGUUGUAAGGUUUUAAAAAUGUCAAGUUUUUCAGUAAGUGGAAUCUCAAUGCCUAGCACAAGCUGCAAAUGUCAAAAUCCAUAUAUUGCCAGGCUCCAGGAAGAUGUAAGUGGGUAUAGACAUUCAACUCUUUCAAGAACAAACUCUCUCUCUCUUUAUUGUCAUUUUUUGUUUGAGACUCUCUCUACAUACAUACUUGUUGUAAGGUUUUAAGAAUGUCAGGGUUUCAGUUAGUGGAAUCUCAAUACCUAGCAUAGGCUGCAAAGGUCAAAGUUAAUAUAUUGCCAGGCCUCAGAAAGAUGUGGAUAGGUUAUAACCACAUUCAUUUCUCUAAACCUAGAUAUUUUGUUCCAAUUUAUUUUGUUUAGUAUUGUUUUUGGAGUUCGGUACAGACUGCAAUUGACAACUUUCUGAGUAAUUUUUUUGAGACAGUCUUAAUCUCUGGUCAAUUUAGGUUCUUUCCUAUAAUUGUUCUUUUAAUACACUGUAUGUAUGAAGUCUUUUGUUAAAGGCUCCUUGUCGCAAUGCUCAUUCAUUUUAUUUUUCAAGGCUUUGAAGUACAUGUAACAGAAUCUGAAAUUUGGAACGUUGAAUGAUGCUGUGUAAUAUUUAGGCUAAUGCAUGCAUACACAGACUCUCUGUAGUUGCAGUCUUUAAAUCUGAAGAAUAUUUCAUUUGUAAUUAUGAAUCUACCUGUUCACAGAUGAAUUUCAGAAAACAAUAUUUUAACUUGUAUACUAUGUGCCCCUAUCUACCCAUUUCACCCCCUAAGAUCUCAAUAUUAUUUUUCUAAAUGCCUUUCAUACAGUUUUUUUGAUAUAUUUGUGAGAAUAUUGAUGUAUUGCUAGUGUGUUAGGGAGAGUUGCUUAUUGACCAUUCCAUGAAGUAAAAGGGUUGGGAACUCCACGUGUUGGGCUUCCAACUGAAACAAUGGCCUCAUUUCACUUUAUUGUAAUAGAAUGUAAUUAUAAACUGACUAUACCUUGCCAAGGUCACAUUUUGUUCCCUUUUGUACUGGAAAGCACACUACUUACUUACUACUUACUUGUACUGGAAAGCAUACUACAGAAUCUACUUGUUCAUAAAAGAUGGAAGCUGGAACCUUAAGUGGAAUCUUUUGAGGGAGAUCACAGUUAAUCUAAAAGCAAUCUUAACUGUAUGAAGUUAUUGGAUAUUUACUUAGUAACCAGCUGAAGUUUAGAAAUACUGUCGAAUAUUCUUAUUACCACAAACUUUUAAAAGCAAUUAGGACUUUCCUCUGUGUAAAGAUACUUACUAUUUCUAAUACGAUGCUCCCUUUACUUGAAAUUUCUUGAAACAAAUCACGGGAAUUUGAAGUCGACCCGAAAGUAUCUGUCAAGUUCGACUUGUUACGUUUUCGCUCAUGCCUUUCGAAAGUUGAACGUGACACGAAGUCAUUACAAUGAGCGCAGUAAUAUAUCCUUUCUUGUCAUCGCACUCCAUGCGUUCUAUAAAGGAGAUGCGAAAAUGAAAACCCGUUGCUUUCAAUUCAGAUAUUUUGACAAAAUUUGCUGCUGCACAUGGCUAAUUUGUGAUGCAUUUCCUAUUGACAGUUCAGAUUACAAUUAGGCUAUCUUUAGUGCGUCAAUUAAAGAUGUCAAAACAGCGAGACUCGUUUAAUUCUCACCUCAAAGGUUAAUUAAAUGUAUAUUAAUUAAAAACCUUCUUUUGUGCCAAAAAAGAGACCACUUAAAGGAUGCUAAAAGAUUUACGUUAUUAAAGUUCACCUUAUGUUCAAUUAAAGAUUCAUGAAAGGUAACUGUUAGCUUUUGAAGAUUUCGGUUUACAAUUAAAGACGCCUAAAGGUUAAGUCAACCUUUAGGGAUGCUUUCCGUUUUGCCUAAAGGCACUGAAAUAAGAGCAUUCGUCCUGUGUCUAUUUUUAUUGAUAGAAGACAUUGUCUUCAUACCAACAAAGAAUCGAUAUGCGACAACUCUUUCGAAAUAAGAAAGGUUCAGUUGCUAAUGAUGAUAAUAAGGAUGAUGACAGUGAUGAUAAUAUCGUUACUGAUCCUCUAUGAGGGAAAUCAAAAGUUAAUAGCCCCAAAAGUUUCAUUUAAGCUGAUUUCAUUGUGUGUUUCAAUUUAAGUUCAUUUGUACAGAUUUCUCGCUCAAUCUGCUUUAUCGGUCGUCCGUUUGCCUCUCCGACUCAAUUGCUCACUCCAUUUAUGUAAACUCAUGAGCAAAAUGUAACUUUUCUCUUGAUUGAUUGAUUCGUUAGUUUAUACAACACUUUCCUUUUUUUCGCGAUCUCAUUUCGCAGCUUGCACGGAUCUUCACGCUAAACUGGAAUGCCCCAUCUCGCUUAUUUAUGAGGAGGCCAUGGAAUGUGAAGAUGAAGGAGCUGCUAAAUUUUCCAAUGAAGGUGAUCACACCUGUAGGUGAGUUGGGCUCUAACACAGUCCUUAAUCCCUAGGAGGAGGGGAUUGUACUUCUAGGCUAAUGAGGAAAUGACCGGAUUGACUAUGAUGGGUUUGCUAUUUCAACAGAGGUCAGUAGAAAUGGCGUCCUAAAUUUUCGGGAAUUUGGGGGUUGAAAAUUCUGGUUAGUAACGAUUGUAAGAUAGCGAAGAUUCACUGUUAAAAGUUGGAACCGUAUAACCAAACGUGGCUCAAAAAACAUGUUACAUUUCUUAUAAGCAGCGAAUGCGGAAAUCAUUACACGUAGAAAAGCUUCCUCAACUCCCAACAUAAAAAUAAAAUGAUUUCUCAUUUCCGUAAUUUUUCCUUGCAAAGAAAAUUAAAUUCUUAUUUAGGAGAUGCCUUCAAAUUAGUGAAUUAAAAAACAGGAUUCUACGAGGAAAAUGAAACCACCAUGAUGAUUAAUAAUGGUAAUAGGACUGAGUGGAGUCCUAUGAGCAGUUAUUGUGAUUAACAGAAUCGAACGACCGCGGAGCGGGAGUCCGAUUUUGUUAAUCACCCGCAUCACAACAGACAGAAUUGGACGACAAGAAGUCCUGUUACCGAUUAAUUUCCGAAAAAACAAAUACACCUAGAACAAAUAUCUCCGGUGGAGUGUCUUGGGUCAGUAAUGUGUUGAUUUAAUAAUUCUUCCAUUUUGGAAAUUCUCCAGUUUGUUUUUUUGUUUUUUUGUUUUUUUAAGUGGUUUUUGCUAUGGUUAUUGUGAUCAAUUCUGUGAUUGGUGGAUUUAGUUGAGUGGACUUAGUAUAAUUGGCUGCCUCAAUUGUCCGAUCAGUCAUAGCCGACAGCAAGGUUAUCAACAUAAGGAAUAAAAGGGUUAGAGAAGUGACUCAUGAGCUAUGAGGAUUCUUACCAAGAUGUUUCCUUUACCAAUGACAUGUAAUUCUAAACAUAUUAAAGCGAAGUACCAUAAAAACAGGCAAAGUGUAUUACCGUGUGGAUUUACUGUAUUACUCAUAAAUUAUCGUCAAUAACUCUGUGGCCUAGUCAAUAUAGUUAUGGAAAUAUUUUGGAGACACACCCUGUUGGUUCUCGUGCGUGUAAAAUGGUUAAAAUUUAUGUGAGUUUGAGGUGAAAGCAGCUGAGAGGUGUUUGUGGUAAAUGUCACGUUUGACCUAGCUAGUGCAAAUUCAUCAUAAACGUGUCUGUGUGUGAGAAAAACGUAAUGUCCCUUAUUUUUCAGCAAAGAGAAUGAUAGGAACAGAAAAUGCCUCGAAAAUAGACUUGGCACUUGUAAGACAACUAUGAAAAAUAUAGAGGACACACAGAAAGCUCUUCAAGCGACUUUGACUAAUGAGCGCCUGUUUUGCAACAACGUGAGCCUGGACACGAGCGAGCUGCAUCCUAGUGUGUUACCCCUUGUGGAUUGUGAUGACGAGUUCUUUAACGAGGCAGAAAAUUGCGCUAGAACGUUUCGUAAUACCUAUCAAACUUCAACAACGGCGGACCGGCAAAGCGGAGUAACUUGCAGGUUCGUGCACUUCAUCGGUAGUUACUUUUUCUCCUACUUUGAUAUUUUUCAUGAUUGUUAGAUUAGAGUCAUUGACUAAACAAAUGCUUAAAUAAUGUUUCUAUGUAAAAGAUUUCGUCAUCAAACCCCCGCUUUCUUAGUCAUCCUUACUUAAAUCUAUCGAAGUUCGGAUUUUGCAGCAUGUUACAAAUGAAAACUGUAUAAAUAUCGGUGAGUGGAUAAGGAAAAUAAGAUCUCGAAUUGCCCAGAUCUCGCUAAUGAUCACUAUUUAUCAUCUAGGGGAGGAGGGGGGGGGGGGAAGAGUUCGCAGGAUUAUGUCACAAUGAAAUUUCCUACUCCUCCCAGACGGCUCUCUAAUGAUCUAAUGACCCCCCCUUUCAUAGGUAUUAAAUUUCUAUGCUCCUUCCUCUCAACUCUGUUAAGGACGACUGAUUCCCCUCCGUCCCCCCCCCCCCAAAAAAAAACCUUUUGACCCUCCUUAAAGUCCUAUAAACCCCCUUCCCUCCCCGCAGAGCGAUAAAUAAUGACUGGUUUCUACUUAUUGUACUUUUGUGUUGUCCUGUUACAGCGUCUAUAUGAAUAAUUAUCAGGAAGCCCGGGAAUGUAUCAACAAUGCUCGAAAAAUUCACUGCAAUUUUCAACAGGAAGUUCUCGACACCACCGCCACCAUAAAUAAUCCCUUCUGUUCUCAUGGCAACACCAAACAUUCAAGUGCAUUGCUCCGGUUGGUUGCCAGCCUUGUGCCGCUCCUUCUCUUUCUGUCAGUAAAAUAAAUGCACUCGUGUGCCUCUCGUUUGAUGAAACUCGACCAGCGGUUUGUGCACACCCUCAUGAACUUAUAUGAAUAGAGAUAAUGCCAUCGAUAGGAAAACUUAAAGUGUAAAUCUGCUUCGAGACCGCGCGAAACACAAGCCGAAAAAGAUCAGACGCAAAAUAACCUUGAUAGAAUUUACUAUUAAACAAAAAAGAAAGAAAAAAAAACAUGAUUUGGGGAAAUUUUCUGCUUAUUCUAGUGCACUCUCUUUGUUUGAAUCUAUAGUUCUUAGCCGUCCGUUAACCUAUGGUCGAAACGUUCGACACAUGAUUGAUCAUUCAAAUUCAUUCAUUUUUGCCUAACUGCUGCUGGGAUGUUCGUUGACGCCGUGAGAAAAUAGAGUUCCUUUUGGGUGGAACAUCUCCUUAUAGCCCAUUCGGGAAGUGCCCGAGCAACUAUGAGUGUGUACGCGAAUAUUUUAGAAUAUACAAAGAGACUCCGAAUAUCUGACAUCUUACGGCUAACAUAGCAUACCCUAGAACCAUACAUUAAAUACAGUUUGGCACUUUGUGGAAAGACGUCAGUCUAGUAGUACUCUGAGUGAAAUUGUCUGAUUAGUGGCACACAUUAAAUUGACUACAACAGUUUUGUUAAACAUAUUUACUUAAUUUCAAUUAAAUCCUUAUAAGCAAAGAAGAAUCCAAACAGAUCAGAA